This is a messenger RNA of Acytostelium subglobosum LB1, 2442 nucleotides long. RefSeq lists its product as hypothetical. Gene Ontology annotation, biological process: regulation of transcription by RNA polymerase II. The transcript has 2 exons. The record is from RefSeq and is a predicted model, not a curated record. Lineage: Eukaryota; Evosea; Eumycetozoa; Acytosteliales; Acytosteliaceae. Bases 1 to 2442 code for a protein of 813 amino acids.
AUGAAGCGAAGACGAACACAAGAUGGAAGAGUGGAUAUUGCUGAGCCAGGUGAGCUAGACGGUGGAGAUUCAAUGAGUAAUGGAUACAAUAGAGGUCCACCACCACCAUAUGGUGGGUCGUAUAGGUAUCGUACAUCUCAGUCACCAUCGAUGCGUGGCUCAUCACCAACAAGGUCGCCAUCCCCGGUCGGGUUGCCUCUUGAGCAUCAUGUCCGACGUUCAAGAUCACGAUCUCCCAAUAGACACUACUAUGGAGGUGGUGCUGGUCAUUGGAUGCCCUCUGGCGGACCAAAAGGAUACGCUAACAACACACCGCCACCAUCAUUUCCUCCUCUUCCUCAUCAUCACUUUGUAUACAAGGAUCGAGACAUUAACAAUGAGGAUCUGGAACGAGACAGUAUCAACUCACCCACCUAUGAGUCGCUGUUGAACCAGAGCAAGCCAUUCCUCGCAGGUGUGGCUGAUAAUCAUGACAACAGAGAGAGAGACCAUCGCGAUGUACAUAUCGAACAGCAAAAGGAGAAGGAGAAGGAGACGACUGUCAGCCACGAGGCUGAUAACUCAUUAGUCAAUCGAACACCAAACACAAUCAACAACCAUAACAACAACAAUAAUAACGACAACAACAACAACAGCAAUAGAUCAGCAUUAGAUUUAGCAACAACAUCUUCCUCAUCACCAUUGAGAAACGAAUACUCAUCGGAGCCAAGCUCAUCUGCCGGACCUUCGCCCAUGUUGUUUGCCAAGUCAUCAUCCAGUAGCACACCAACCAUGGGUUCAGAUUCAUUGAACAGGUCAACAGAGACAUCAACUGUGCACUCAUUCCUCCCACCGAUCCCACCCCUGGCAUUAUCCAGUCCACUCCAACCAGGACAAUUUACAUCGAUACCAGAGUUCAAGUUACCAGUACAACCUUCAACACCGUCGUCUCACAGCAGUGUUGGUGCCCAACAGCAUCAUCAUGAGAAUGGAUUGGUGUCACCUGCACUCAGGUCGACCACUCCUCCAAUCCAAGACUCACCAUCUGUUAGGGGUAUCUCUGUUGAUGAGCCUUCACAAUACUUUCCUCACCUUCCAAGCAAAGAGAUCAUUAUCUUUCGCAUGGAGGAUAUUGACAAUGAUAUCACUCUGGUGGAGAAGGAGCUCAAGUCACUACAGGCAAACUUGAACAAGAUCGAUACCGCCAUUGUUAAACUGUCUCAUCCUGCCCCAGCCACUUUGGCCAAGGCCAAGAAGCCAUCUCAACCUCUGAACACGAUCAAGAAGCAGCCAGCCAAGAUAUCCGUCGGCACUGGCCAGGCCAGUGCGACAACACAGCAGCGACAGUUGAAGAGGGAGAAUGAGGAUGAGAUAUAUAGAGAGAAUCAGGACUAUGCGAGAGAGUCUGAUGAGAUGGUACUGCAGACAUUCGAUGGUGAUGCACCAUAUCCACGUAUCAACGACCUGCCGUCAUAUCAAAUGAACAUAGAUAGCCACGAGGCUAUCAAGCAGCAUAUGGCACAGGUGGUGUUGAAGCAGCGUCGAGCGCUCAUCAGGCACAAUGGCAAGCUGGUGACAAAGUACAGGAAGGCCAUGGAGAACUUUAAGAAGAAGGCCAACAAGAUGGGUGAGAAUGGAUCAAAGAAUGCCAACAACAACAACAACAAGAGCACUGCAAACCAGACCUUUAGAGAGCGUCCAGCAUUGAGAUCUGCCACCACAACGAGGAGUGGACGAAGGCCAAUCUCUGAUGCGGUGCAUAGCGAGGCAGAGUUCAUCGAGAUCAUGGAUCAACUCAGAGAGCAGGAUGCAAUGGAUCCAAUUCGCAGACACAUACACAUGAUGGCAGAGGUACCGCCAAUGUUACCGCAAGGCGAAAGGGAUCUUCACUACAUCAACUUUAAUGGACUACUGGAGGAUCCUGUCUCUGUCGAUAAGGAGAGGAGAGCUCUGGUGCAAUGGACCGACGAAGAGAAGGAAAAGUUUGUUAAGAAGUAUGUGACGGUGGUAGAUGGAAUGAUUGAUUCAGAGCUGAGAGCUAACAAGCUAUCACCAAAUAGGUAUCUUCAAUAUCCCAAGAAGUUUAGCAAGAUAUCAUCAUUCUUUGAGAACAAGACCACAGAGGAUAUGGUAGUGUUCUAUUAUAACAACAAGAAGAAGCUCAAUCUAAAGACCAUGCUCCAGAACGCUCAGCUAAAGAAGAGGACUGGCAAGAGGUUUAAUGCGCAGUCGCCCGAGCCAUUCAACGAAACUCGCUUCCCUUGGUCCAACCAGGAGCGCGAGCUGUUCAACACGGCCUUUGCCAAGCAUGGCAUGGACUUCAAGGUAAUCUCUGAGACCAUUGGCAGCAAGACAUAUUCACAGUGUCGCAGUUUCUACUACAACUCCAAACGCAAGUCAAAGGGUGACACUGGCGACUCCAAAAGAAAGGUGGAGAUUUUGUCCACUGACUCGGAUGAUUAA